Molecule: messenger RNA, 735 nt
Organism: Ornithodoros turicata
Lineage: Eukaryota; Metazoa; Arthropoda; Arachnida; Ixodida; Argasidae
Exons: 1
Coding region: 1-735 (244 amino acids)
Biological process (GO): retrotransposition
Cellular component (GO): ribonucleoprotein complex
Molecular function (GO): single-stranded RNA binding
Source: RefSeq, a predicted model, not a curated record
AUGUUGCCUGUUCGGUGCUCUCGUACAUUGACUGCUUAUACAGUGUCCGCGAAAGAAAUUAAGGAGCUUGUCAAGGCUAUUGAAGACUUGAAACGAGAAAUGCGGGCCGACAACCGGUCCUUGAAAGACAGCAUACAAAAUUGUCAUGACAGCCUCAAUGAAUGCAAAAAUGACAUUAAGGAACUUAAUGCCUUGCGUUGUGAGGUGAAUGAUUUAAAAACUGAAAUCGUCGAGCUGAAGAAAUGUGUUCAGAGGACGCAACAAGAACUAUCUGCUUUAGAACAGCACCAGCGAUUAAACAACCUUGAAAUCAAAGGAGUACCGAAGGAUGCACCCGGUCCCGCUGAUGUUGUGAAAAAGAUAGCUGAGAUAUCGGGAGUGAAGUUAGAGAAUGCGGACAUUGACAUCUGUCACCGCGUUCCAACACGGCAAUCUGAUCAGGAAAAUAUUAUCGUUCGCAUGAUUUCUCGAACAAAGAGGGACGAAUUGCUCCAUAAGGGCAGGAAGCAGAAGUUAACUUGUGCGUCCUUGGGACUAUCUGGUGCUGCCAAAAUAUUUAUCAAUGAACAUUUGUCACCGUCAAAUAAACAACUGAUGGGCGCUGCGGUAGCACGAAAAAAGAUAACAAACUGGAAGCAUCUGUGGACAAACAAAGGAAAGAUUUAUGCCAGGAAAUCUGAUGACUCUCCAGUUCUACAGAUCAAAACCAAGGAAGAUAUCAAUUUUAUGUCGUAG